This is a messenger RNA of Colletotrichum godetiae, 1531 nucleotides long. RefSeq lists its product as uncharacterized. The record is from RefSeq and is a predicted model, not a curated record. The transcript is spliced from 2 exons. Bases 174 to 1289 code for a protein of 371 amino acids. NCBI's taxonomy places the organism in Eukaryota, Fungi, Ascomycota, Sordariomycetes, Glomerellales, Glomerellaceae.
GGGCAGCUUCAUAACACGGUGAACGUUCGGCGAGGUUCACGCGACUCGUCUCUCGCUCAUACAGAGUUCUGUCAGGGGAAGGCAAAUUCGCACUUAAAUCAGCCACAGAUCUUCUCACUCGUAAGUCCUGAUAGGUUCCUUGGGUAGACAGCAGCUCGAGCAAACACACAGCAAUGGAGUCCAAAUACCCAGCAGCAACGGAUUUGAAGAAGAUCAACAAACUCAUCGCAGACGCCCAGGCCCAUAAUGACGAGCUCAACAGAAAGGUUCUCUGUGCCAAGGCUGUAAGCUUGUGCGAGUUGGCUACAGUAGUCGCGAAAGCUGAGUUGGAGAACGUGAUGGACCGAUCAACAUCGUCCAGCGAGUACCUCACCGAAGAGGACUCCUCGGAAGAUGACUAUGGAUCGGACCCCGACACCAAGUACGACGCAAAGGGCAGACGUCGCAUACCACUCUUGAGCGAGCGGGAGUCGGCGGCGCCGACACGCGCCAUGCCUCAACGCUUCGAGGACAAUCUCAGAAAGCUCCCUAUACUACAAAAGUCUAUCAACUCCGCCAAACGGAAUCUGGGAAUGCCAGCCGAUGAUGACAACGAUGAAGACGGACGCGCGAGAAAGAAAGUGAAGACUGCCUCCUCACCAAGACUGGCACAGAAACCCGCCAUCAACCGCCCGGCCUGGCUCAAGAUGCGGAUGGAUGAGGCCAUGGACGCAGGGAACAUUAUCCUAGAACAAUUUGCGGCCUUUGUGAAAGCCAUCACGGCGGAAAGCAUGAAUACUCGAAAACGCUCCAUCCAGGAGGCACUGACCCACGUUGCGCACCAUUUUGGGGCCGAGCUUUUGCCCAACGGCUUGGAACUUAUUCGAGCGGAAUUCGAAAGAACAGAGAUGGGUACGAUGUACCUGAUAUAUCCGUUGGACGCCAAACGAGCCUACUUGGAAACAAGAGGGGUCUUGAUGGACCCCCGAGAACUCCGAGAACGCGCGAUUGAAAAGGCUAUAGCCGACGUCAAGCUCAAUUUUGGGCAAAAGCUUGUGUCUGACGGGUUGCAGGUCAUUCUUGCAGGCUUCAGAAAGACGAAGUGGGAUGAGAUAUACUUGAUCCUCCCGAUGGAGGCCAAACGAGCUUACUUGGAGAGAGAAGGGGUCCUGGCAGGUCUCCCUGUGGUCCAGAAACCGUUGAACCAGUAUGCGAAACCCUCAAGCGAAGAGAAGAAGGGCCGGGUGCGUGAGUGGCUUGCAGCUAUGGAUACUACGUGUCAUGGUGCCAAAAGUCAAAGGACAGCAUAAACAAUACAAGUUAAUGCUAUCAACUCAACGACUAUGCGUAGUCCGCAUCCAAUGGGUAAACUGGGUGAGAUGAGAAAGGCUGGUUGUAGGGAUGAAACUAAGGUCUGCGAUGGCGCCACGCGAUGAUAGCUUGGAACAAGGCCAGUCACCAACACAUAAUCCAAUGUGAGAAAAGAUUGAAUGAGAAUCAAGAUAGAAAUCAGGUGAAUAGGAUGAGAGAAUAUGGGCGAGAAGAAACAUUC